GUAUGCCAUAUCGACUGAGGUCUUCAAACUACAGUAGCUUGGCUAAUUCACCUUAAGUAACGUUAGCUGCUCAAUUUACAUUUUAAAAAAAAAUGUCUCGAGUUCUAAUAGUUGGUGCUGGUCUUACUGGCAGUAUAUGUGCCUGUCUGCUGCGGAGGGAGCUGCCAAACAAGGUUAAAAUAGUCGUGUGGGACAAAUCUCGGGGUUCAGGAGGAAGAAUGUCCACAAGCAGAAGUCCAAAUAAUUCUGCAUGCACGGUUGACCUUGGUGCUCAAUACAUAAGUGCCACACCAUACUACGCUCGUAUUCACAGCAGUUUUUAUGAAGAACUCUUAGCACAAGACAUUUUAAAACCUCUCGUUGCUCCAGUUGAAAACAUGAUGUCUAAGGAAGAAGGAAUUAUGAACUACGUGACGCCCCAUGGGGUCUCGUCCAUCGUCAAACACUACCUCAAAGAGUCAGCAGGAGCAGAGGUGCUCUACGACCGACACGUCACUCACAUUCACCGGAAAGACACUGGCUGGGAAGUGUGUCACAAAGGGGGAGCAUCACAGCAGUUUGACAUUGUGGUUUUAACCAUGCCAGUACCCCAAAUACUUCAGCUGCAAGGAGACGUGGAAUCUUGGUGUGAAUUGCAGUGGACAGAUGUAUUUUUAGAUAUAGAAGCUAAAUUACAACAAAUAAAUUAGUUAUAAAACUGUUUC
This is a messenger RNA of Pimephales promelas (fathead minnow), 704 nucleotides long. The record is from RefSeq and is a predicted model, not a curated record. NCBI's taxonomy places the organism in Eukaryota, Metazoa, Chordata, Actinopteri, Cypriniformes, Leuciscidae.